AAUCUCACCUCCUCACCCCUUCCUUGCGUCCCCACCUUGUUACUUCUCUUUAAACACAGAAAUCGAAACACUCACCAACCGGAGGAAUAUUUAACGAAAUGGCUCCCAGAGAUAAGACGGCGGGAAACAAUAAUAACGGCGGGAACGUUAAAGAGGUGCAUUUUCGGGGAGUGAGGAAGAGGCCGUGGGGCCGAUACGCCGCGGAGAUUAGGGAUCCCGGCAAGAAGAGCCGUGUUUGGCUUGGAACUUUCGAUACGGCUGAAGAAGCCGCUCGAGCUUAUGAUGCCGCCGCACGUGAAUUUCGCGGCGCUAAAGCUAAAACUAAUUUCCCCUUGCCUUGUGAGAAUGUGACAAAGAAACUUUGUAAUAAUCAAAGUCCGAGUCAGAGUAGUACGGUGGAGUCAUCCAGCCGGGAAGCGGCUCUGAUGGUGGAAUCUCCGCCGUUGGAUCUAAAUAUCGGUGCUGGAGGCCUGGGUGGCGGGUUUAACGCUGCCGUUAGAUUUCCCUUUCAGCCUGUGGCUGGUGUUUUCGGUACUGCGAAUCAGGUGUUCUAUUUCGAUGCUAUUGCUGCUAUGAAGAAUCAGCAAUAUCAACGGCUCAGAUACGAUCAUCAUCAGAAUUAUACUUUCCAUGCUGCUGCGGCCGGUAACGGGAGUGUCCAAAGUGACUCCGAUUCAUCGUCCAUCGUUGAUUUAAACCACCACGAUGUAAAGCCACGGAGAAUUCUCGGUUUCGAUCUGAAUUUUCCUCCAGAAGAAAUCGCCUGACUUUUUUUUCUCAGAUAAUGGCGCGCUUAUCGGAGAUCAUAACAACAAUUUCUUUUAUGUUAAUUUUUUCGUGCAAACUUUAUUUUUUGCUUCCUUUUUAGGGAAAAAAAAAAAAGAAAAUUAGGCUAGAAAAACAAAAACCAAAAAAUUUGACCGUCAGCGUAUCCUGUGAUUUUGAUCGCGGAUGUGAAUACCUAGCUGAUCUCCACUUUUUUGCAGCAAAGAAGCCCUCGACUCUCUUCUCUGUUGUUCGUGACUAGUUACUCUCUGUACUCGUUCUUCCUUUAAAGAAUAGAAAAAAUGUUCCUGAAUUAUUUAA
Molecule: messenger RNA, 1086 nt
Organism: Mangifera indica (mango)
Lineage: Eukaryota; Viridiplantae; Streptophyta; Magnoliopsida; Sapindales; Anacardiaceae
Product: ethylene-responsive transcription factor 4-like
Exons: 1
Coding region: 99-767 (222 amino acids)
Biological process (GO): regulation of DNA-templated transcription
Molecular function (GO): DNA binding; DNA-binding transcription factor activity
Source: RefSeq, a predicted model, not a curated record